CCCAGAACUUUGCACAACAAAAACACACGAGCUGCUCGCUGUAGAACUCGACGACGUCGAUCAGAAGAUAUGGAUGACUUUGAGCAGGAAGGCAUAGACAAUGAGCUCUUUGAGUUUGCCAUUCUUGAGAGUAUCCAAGAGGCCUUCAAGCCGCCAUGUUCAGCUCAGAGUGACUGGAAUCAACCCAAGAGUGAAAACUUUAAAAAGAUUAUGACAGCUAUCAAUAAAGGUGAUGCGGCUGCGCUGCAGGAACUGAAGAGUUGCGCGUCUGCCUUCACAGAGAGCGACAGCAAGGGCUGGCUGCCUCUGCACGCAGCAGCUGCACAGCCACUUCCAGGGGUGCUGCAUGCAGUGCUGCAAGUGCUCACAUCCAUGGAGCUGACCCUGGAAGAGCAGACGAACGACGGGGACACGGCUCUGACUCUGGCAGCUGAGGCCGGCCGGGUGGAAAACGUCAGGAUGCUGCUGAAGCACGGGGCUUCGCCGCAUAACACCAACAGCCGGAAUGAAUCUCCUCUGCUGAUCGCCGUGAGACAGAGCUCCUACGACAUGGUUUCAUCCCUCAUCGUGGGCGGGGCCUUCGUGGAGCAGGUGUGCCUCACUAAAUGGACGGCCACCCAUGAAGCUGCAAAGGCGGGUUGUCCAGCUGUUCUGAUGCUGCUGCUUCAACAUGGAGCCAAAGUGACGACCAGGAAUGGCUAUGGUGUCACACCUCUGGGGACUGCAGCUGAGCACGGCAACACUGAAGCAGUAGACUUACUCAUACAGCACGGUGGUGACGUGAACGCCCGGGCCAGCAACGGAGACACGGUCCUUUAUGAUGCAGCCGGGUCUGGAAACCUGGACUGUGUCGAGCUGCUUUUGAAGCACGGAGCCAACCCAAACGUGGCCAGCUACGCCUGCCAGCUGCCCAUCCACAGAGCCGCAUAUGAAGGCCACAUUCUAAUCCUGAGAACUCUCCUCCCCAUCACCACAAAGAGAGCAAUCCGCCUCUCGGGCCAGAGCGCGGUUCACUCUGCAGCCGAUGGGGGACAGGCCGACUGUCUUUCACUCCUUAUCCAGAAAGGUUAUGAUGUCAACGCCCUGCUAGAAAAACACAUCUCUGAGAACUACGAUGACAUGAGGAAGACUGCACUGUUCUUCGCCGUUUCCAACGGGGACGUGAGCUGCUCAGAGAUGCUGCUGGCAGCCGGAGCCAGAACGGACCUGGACCCUCUGCGAUGCAUCUUGGUUGCUGUGCGCGCAGAGAGGUAUGCGCUGGUGCAGCUGCUGCUGUCCUACGGAGCAGAGGUCAACUGUUAUUUCCGAGUGAUCAGCAACACGGCGUUCCCCACGGCGCUGCAGUACUGCCUCCGGGACCAGGUCAUGCUGCGACUGCUGCUCAACAGCGGAUACCAAGCUCACAAAUGCUUUCAGUGUUGCCAUGGAGACGGCAAAGAAAUAGAUCCGUGGGCUGACCUGCACAAUCAAGCCUACCAGAUUUACUGUCAACCUAAUAUCAUCUCGUUCUGCGAGUUUCUGUCUGUGUCGUGGCUGGCUCAUGUGGCAGGCAGCCUGGUGAGGAUUCUUCUGGACUACGUAAGCCACGUUGGCAUCUGUUCGGACCUGAAACGCAUCCUGGAGAGGACGCCGGAGUGGAAAGAGAUUUCUUCCAUACUGAGUGAGCCACGCUCUCUGCAGCACUUGUGUCGCCUGGAGAUCAGGGCUCGGAUGAGCCUCCGGAGUCUGAACGACCCUGAGGCCAUGGCUACUGCUCCGUUCCCUCCCAGGCUGAUGAGCUACCUGAUGUACAGAGAGUACGACCUGUACGGCAAUCUUUAUUCCACAUGAAACAUUAAUUACAGCAUCUUAAAAGAAUAUUC
This is a messenger RNA of Nematolebias whitei (Rio pearlfish), 1862 nucleotides long. RefSeq names its product ankyrin repeat and SOCS box containing 15b (gene asb15b). The coding region runs from base 70 to 1830 and encodes 586 amino acids. The transcript has 14 exons. NCBI's taxonomy places the organism in Eukaryota, Metazoa, Chordata, Actinopteri, Cyprinodontiformes, Rivulidae. The record is from RefSeq and is a predicted model, not a curated record. Gene Ontology annotation, molecular function: protein binding. Gene Ontology annotation, biological process: intracellular signal transduction. Gene Ontology annotation, cellular component: cytoplasm.